Messenger RNA from Boeremia exigua, 1155 nucleotides. RefSeq lists its product as uncharacterized. The transcript has a single exon. Lineage: Eukaryota; Fungi; Ascomycota; Dothideomycetes; Pleosporales; Didymellaceae. The coding region runs from base 379 to 1155 and encodes 258 amino acids. The record is from RefSeq and is a predicted model, not a curated record.
GUAUCCUGAAGCAACUGUCUUACCUGCUAUAUCGACACCACUUUUACAAUUACCAUGCACCAAGAACAGCAUCGCCGUGUCUCCCGCAUCACUAACAUACACCUCAACCGGCCGUUUCAACCAGCCGCCGCUCCCGAGACCCUCGAGCCCAGCAGAGACACGCCGUUGCAGUGUGUCGUGAUAUCUAGGUCGUAAUAUCCGGGUCGUGAUAUCUAUGGCCGUGUUCCGCGGACCAUUUCACCCGCUUGCUCCGCGGAACCGCUGAGAUACACACUGAUACACACUGACACGCACUGACACACAUCACUGCCACAGCCCACUGCUACAGGCGUGACAACGCACCUCACCGACUGUAUAUCCGUAUCCGUGACCGCGCGCAUGCACGGCGCGAGACAGUCUUCACCGUCUGGCGUCACGGCGAGAGAUUGUAGACAGACACGGUCAGCGUAUAUAGCGUACAAGUGUUUGUCGGCGUGCCGUAGCGACACGCUGCGAUUGCAGAGCAACGGAGAAGCACACGUCCAUCAUUAUCCCGCGUCUGAAUCAAGGUACUGGAUGCGGAACCCGUUUCUGCCCGCUGCGAAGAGCAAGCCCACGACCGCGCUGCGCGCGCCGUCGCCGUCGCUGUCUUUCUUUGCGUUUCCCACGCCCAAAGCUGCGUAUCCAGGUCCAAAUGGUAAGACAGCGGCGAAGCAGGACGCGAGUCUCGUGUGUCCGGUGUGCAGCCACACCCUGCCCCCUCCCCCCCAUUCCCCAGACACCCCGUCCCCGCCAUCCUCCACCCCUCCCCAAGACCCAGCAAGACCGAAAGCCCCCUUACACUCCUCGCAUCCUGCACAACCCUCAAAGCCCUCAAAGCCCUCAAAGCCCUCACAUCCACAUCCACAUCCACACCCAUACCCACAGCCUGCAGUACAAGUCCGAGCACAAGCACAAGCACAAGCACAAGCACAAGUCCUCGCCUGCGCACCCUGCACAGCCCGCUUUCUGCAGCGCGAAGCCCAGGAGCGUGUGUGCGUGGGCGGGUUGACGCGGUUCCCUGCGCUGCUGGAGGGGGGUGGUGGUGGUGGGGGGGAGGCGAGGGAGUGGAGGGGGUUGAGGGGGGGAAAGCGAGGGCGGAAGCAAGGGAGGGUUGGCAAAGUGCUAGGGCUGUAG